GGAAGAGGUGGAGGUCGGGGGAGCUCCUCGUGAGUGCUCGGAGUUCCCGUUAGCGCCGUGCUAUGUGUGUGUCUUAUGUUACAGCCAUGCCGCACAUCAGUGGCCAGAGCGAGGGGAGAGGGGAGGAAAAGCCUGUUUACACAGACUGCAAACCGCCUGGGGAAUAAUGCAGGAAAGGAAGUGAGCCGGCUCUCUGUCUGACUGCUCCGACUUCCUGCUCACACAGACACACAGACACACACACACACACACACACCCCGACCGAAAAGAAAAAAGAAAAAAAAAAAAAAGAAAGAAAAAAAAAACGGGGAAAAAAAUCAGGAUCUCAUUACAACAGCAACAGAGCGUUUGCAGAAGGCUGUCAGCAUGGGAAAGCGGGGGGUUUUACCCGGCUCCCUCUGAACACCGCGAGGCAGCGGGAGGGACCCGCACGCUCUGGGUAUGGAGAGUGCAAUCACACUGUGGCAGUUCCUUUUGCAGUUGCUGCUAGACCAGAAACAUGAGCACCUGAUUUGCUGGACGUCUAAUGAUGGCGAAUUCAAGCUACUCAAGGCAGAAGAAGUGGCUAAGCUGUGGGGACUCAGAAAAAACAAAACUAAUAUGAACUAUGACAAGCUGAGCCGAGCGCUCAGAUACUAUUAUGACAAGAACAUCAUCAAGAAGGUGAUUGGACAAAAAUUUGUGUACAAGUUUGUGUCCUUCCCUGACAUUUUAAAGAUGGAUCCACACGCCGUGGAAAUCAGCAGAGAGAGCCUUUUGCUGCAGGACAGCGACUGUAAGAUGGCCGCCGAGAGCAGGGACGUGCACAAGCACAGCUUGUCGGCACUGAAGAGCACAAGCCGCAACGAGUACAUCCACUCCGGCCUGUACUCCUCCUUCACCAUCAACUCUCUGCAGAACCAGCCAGACGCUUACAAGCCAAUCAAAACAGAAAAACUGGAGGAGAAGUCGGAAGGAAGCACGCCGGUCGAGGAAGUGCGGACUGUUAUAAGAUUUGUGACAAACAAAACAGACAAACAAGUCAUGAGGCCCAUGGUGUCGUUGCCUUCCACCUCUGAAACAGCAGCUGCCUCUGCUUUUCUCAGCUCACCCGUAUCAGCCAAAAUCUCUUCCUUAAUGCUACCCAACAGUGCCAGCAUCUCAUCUCCAUCAUCCUCCUCCUCCAGGUCGCCGUCGCUGUCUCCCACCUCACCCCUCCCUUCAGAGCACAGGAGCCUCUUCUUUGAGUCCAGUUGCCAUGACUCAGAUUCCCUCGAGCCGCUGAACCUCUCCUCGGGCUCCAAGGCGAAGUCGCCAUCUCUUCCCCCAAAGGCUAAGAAACCCAAAGGCUUGGAAAUCUCAGCCCCACCUAUGGUUCUUUCCAGCACCGAUAUCGGUUCCAUUGCCCUCAACAGCCCUGCUCUUCCUUCGGGAUCUCUGACUCCAGCUUUCUUCACUGCACAGACCCCAAGUGGAUUAUUGCUGACCCCGAGCCCGCUGCUGUCCAGCAUCCAUUUCUGGAGCAGCCUCAGCCCCGUUGCUCCUCUGAGUCCUGCCAGGCUGCAGGGACCCAACACUCUGUUCCAGUUUCCAACUCUGCUAAAUGGUCACAUCCCAGUGCCGCUCCCCAGUCUGGACGGAGCCUCUUCUCCAGUACUGCUUUCACCGAACGCCCAGAAAUCCUGAUGGUGCCUCAUGCGUUAAGGACGUUUGGUGGAUUUAACACUUCAUUCCUAUGGGCUAGUUUAUUCCUGUGUCAUGAGAAGGACAUCGUGAAACCCUCUGUUACUUUGGUUUGCACUUUUCAUUACAUGGAUAGUCUACUUUUAUUACGUUAGUGUUUUUAAACAGUGUUUAUAUAUAAAAGUAUAUAUAAAUCUGUUUUGCAUUAAAUGAAUUAUAAUUUUUUUAUAUCAUAGCUCUCAAGUGUUGAACACUUCUGUUGUUGAUGAAGUACUUUUCCGUAAUGGAUUGCAACAAUGUAUCUAAUAAGGAUGUGAAGCUUCUUUUUAAUACCUUUUUCUGCCUAUUACGCAUUGUGCUUGUGUAAACUAUAACCGGCUGUGCCUUCUUUUGCAUAAUGUCAUGUAAAUGAUUUAUAUAUUUUCUAGUAUUAAGAUGAAAAGUUGAAAGACAAAACUAGUAUUGAGCAGCCCUACGGUAGGAUGUCAGUAUUUUCUCCACGGAUAGGCCAUACGAUGCAGCGUAUUCAUGUAACUUUGUAUUAAGUGCUUUCAAGUUGUAUAAAAAUAGCCUUAUACUUUUUCUUUGCUGAAGUGAAAAAUGUAAUACACGUUACAGUCAGGAGAUGUGUUCGGGAGUAACAAAGCCACAUUUACACAUGAAUUCGUCUGUGGAAUUGCAGCAGGGAAGAACCAAGCCGCGUGUACUCGUGAGACAUUGCCAGCAUUUGAAAGUCCUUCUGUCGGAAAGGAGACAUGGCUCAGAAUUUGUCUGGCCCAUAUGUCUUACGAAGCAUCAGCGCUGCAGCUGGAAAGCCUGCAGGUAGCCUGUCCUCCCACAGUGAGGAUCACUCCCACCAGUUCCCCGGUGCUUUGUUUCGACGUGCCAAGUGCCUUCUACCACUUCCCUGGAAGGAUCCUUCUUGCUAAUGGCUCAAGGGUCACAUUUCCCCUUCCCCCGCAGCUGGAGAAGUUAGAGGACUGCAAAUGUCUGCUGCUUGUCAAGAGGCAUACUGUACUGUGCACAUCUGGCAUGUUUAUGUAGAAACAUCUCAAUUCUGGAUGAAAAAGAGCAGCACUGUGUUACCAUAUACUUGCAAUUUGAACUUAGUAGGUAUGUCCUCUGCCUUGAGGUGAUGGCUGAGUCAUCUAAAUGCCAGGUUAGGAUGAGGCCAGACUUCCUGGCACCGCAGAUACUAAUCUUGGCAGGGCUCGUGCAAAUCAUCCCGUUUUCUGAGGCGGCUAAAUUGGGUUGAAUGCUGUUUUGCUACUAGGUCUUUCAGAUGAGACCUCCCGAAACCAAACCAAAAUGAGAAUCACGUUUGCUCCAGGUCAGUAGAGCCUCUGCCUUAUUUCCUGGCCAAGCAGCUGGUCGCAAGUCUGUGUGUUUUGAAACCUAUGCAGUGAGUUGUCUGCUGAUUCUCUGCUUGGAUGCAUUUCAUUGAUGAUGUGUGUAGCUAAUUGUAAAGUGCUUUUGGAUCCUUCAAACUGAAAGGUGCUAAAUAAACAUUUUAUUACUG
Messenger RNA from Phasianus colchicus (ring-necked pheasant), 3181 nucleotides. RefSeq names its product ETS transcription factor ELK3 (gene ELK3). Gene Ontology annotation, biological process: cell differentiation; regulation of transcription by RNA polymerase II. Gene Ontology annotation, cellular component: nucleus. The record is from RefSeq and is a predicted model, not a curated record. Lineage: Eukaryota; Metazoa; Chordata; Aves; Galliformes; Phasianidae. Gene Ontology annotation, molecular function: sequence-specific DNA binding; DNA-binding transcription factor activity, RNA polymerase II-specific.